GAAAUGUAGUCGGGCCUCACUCUUACCCUGCGCGGUUAAAGGCGCCAAUUGGUGCACAUGUUACUGCGAGGCUACACCUUUAGCUGACCAAUGAAAACUAGACUUCGUCCUCAUCCGGGUUUUGGACAGUGGCAAGCAUGGCACCACCUGUGAGAUACUGUAUCCCCGGCGAACGUCUGUGUAACUUGGAAGAAGGCAGCCCCGGCAGCGGCACCUACACCCGGCACGGCUACAUCUUUUCGUCGCUGGCAGGCUGCCUGACGAAGACCAGCGAUAAUGGCGCGCUUCCUGUGGUGUCUGUGAUGAGAGAGACAGAGUCCCAACUUCUUCCAGAUGUGGGAGCUGUGGUCACCUGUAAGGUCUCUAGCAUCAAUUCACGUUUUGCCAAAGUCCACAUCCUGUAUGUGGGAUCCACACCACUUAAAAACGCUUUUCGAGGAACUAUCCGCAAGGAAGAUAUCCGAGCAACUGAAAAAGACAAGGUUGAAAUUUACAAGAGUUUCCGCCCAGGUGACAUAGUAUUGGCCAAAGUUAUCUCCCUAGGUGAUGCGCAGUCCAAUUACCUGCUGACCACUGCAGAAAAUGAGCUAGGAGUAGUGGUGGCCCACAGCGAAUCCGGUGUGCAGAUGGUCCCCAUCAGCUGGUGUGAGAUGCAGUGCCCUAAGACCCACACUAAAGAAUUCCGAAAAGUGGCCAGAGUGCAGCCCGAGUUCUUACAGACCUAAGCGCGCUGUCCCGAAGGGCGUAACUACUUCCAAAAGCGCACAUAGGAAGAGAACGUCAAGAUCCAUGUCUUUACUGAGGUG
Messenger RNA from Acomys russatus (golden spiny mouse), 806 nucleotides. It is a transcript of the gene Exosc1, whose product is annotated as exosome component 1. The transcript is spliced from 8 exons. Gene Ontology annotation, biological process: RNA processing. Gene Ontology annotation, molecular function: RNA binding. NCBI's taxonomy places the organism in Eukaryota, Metazoa, Chordata, Mammalia, Rodentia, Muridae. Gene Ontology annotation, cellular component: cytoplasm; nuclear exosome (RNase complex). The record is from RefSeq and is a predicted model, not a curated record. Bases 138 to 725 code for a protein of 195 amino acids.